UUCGGGUUACAGACCUGAAGAUGGCUGAAGUGCUAUCAGAGAAGCCCAGCUCUGACUUCCUCUUCUCUGUGUGCUCGAGGUUUCACUGUGUUUCCGCUCACAGUGAGAGAUGUUUGAAUGAUCACAGAAUAGAAGAUAUUCAUCUGGAUCACACGAUGAAGAUCAUCCAGCUUCAGAUCUAUCUGUUCAUGUGGUCUCAAGUCACAGAGAGUCUAACAAACACAGCAGUAACUUUAGGAGCUGAUGUGAUUAUAAGCUGUGAUCUUGAUAUAAAGGAGAUUUACUGGUUCAGACAGAAAUCAUCAGAUCCUCCAGAGUUGAUCUUACGCACUUUCAGUAGCACAGAAGGAGCAGCUAAAUAUGAAAACAGCAUCUUCAAACUCAAAUACUCAGUGAAAACUAACAGUAGUCUGUUCAUCAGAAAUAUCACCGCUGAUGAAUUAGGAGUUUAUUAUUGUGUGAAAACUAGUGAACCACAAAAAUUCAGCAACGGCACCAAAAUCUACAUCAGCAACUCAGUCUACAGGAAUCAGACGGAAUCAAAAGAUGCUCCACAACAGGAGACACCAUGGAGAAACCUGACCAUCAUCACAUCUGUUCUGCUGAAUGUGCUUCUGAUCAUUGCAUUAAUAGGUUUGGUGAAGAGCAACACUGAUGCAACUGGAAGAUGUAAAAAUGACUCAAAUAAUCUACAGUGUGCUGAAAUAGAUUUUUCCAUGUGUGCCGGUAACACCAGGUCUUGUCCAGAGCAGAGCAAGAUUGUCUACCGCCAAUGUAUGAUGUAGAAUACAUUAUAAAUACAAACUGUGCCUUUAUAUCAUUUUUUUUUCUUUUUUACAAGCUAUAGUUAUUUUCAUAUACA
Carassius carassius (crucian carp) is the source of this 862-nucleotide messenger RNA. RefSeq lists its product as uncharacterized. Gene Ontology annotation, biological process: response to bacterium. The record is from RefSeq and is a predicted model, not a curated record. Lineage: Eukaryota; Metazoa; Chordata; Actinopteri; Cypriniformes; Cyprinidae. The transcript has 5 exons. The coding region runs from base 21 to 785 and encodes 254 amino acids.